AUAAAUAUACACGCCCACUCUCCCCUUUCCGUUCCAAGUUUUCUCGUCUCUCUUUCUCUCUCCUACAACUCUAUAAACACUAACUCACAUCAUCACCAAUUUCAUCAUUUCAUUCCCAUUUUUCAUUCCCAUUUUUCAUCUUUCCACUACCACAACCAGAUUAUUGUAUUUCAUAAACAUAUUAAUCCAACAUUAAGAAACGAAUUAAGCAUGUUGAUGAUUCGGAGAAACAGGCUAAGUAUAUGUCUGUUUAUUGUUGCGUUAACCACAAUUAUUAAACAUGCAUAUUGUGAUUGUUCUUCAACAAACGUAACUCGAAAGAGUUUCCCAAAGAGCUUUGUAUUUGGCACUGCAUCUUCUGCAUAUCAGUAUGAAGGAGCUGUAAAAGAGGACGGCAGAGGACCCUGCGUCUGGGAUACAUUUGCACACAGAUUGGGAAAGGUCAUUGAUUUCAGUAACGCUGAUGUCGCAAACGAUCAUUAUCAUCGAUACCUUGAAGAUGUAAAACUUAUGAAAGACCUAGGAGUCAGUGCAUACAGGUUCUCUAUAUCUUGGACCAGGAUCUUCCCAAAUGGAACCGGCAAAAUUAAUCAGGCCGGAGUUGAUCAUUACAACAAUUUAAUCAAUGCCUUACUAGCUAAUGGAAUUCAACCAUAUGUGACAAUGUUUCAUUGGGACACACCUCAAGCAUUAGAGGAUGCAUACAAAAGUUGGCUUAGCCAUCAAAUCGUAAACGAUUUUGGGGCGUAUGCAGAAACUCUGUAUCAGAAGUUUGGGGACAGGGUUAAGCAUUGGAUAACGUUAAACGAGCCCCACACGGUGGCAGCUCAAGGCUAUGAUAUUGGCAUCUUCGCUCCAGGGCGAUGCUCCAUCCUCCUUCACCUGUUUUGCAGGGCAGGGAAUUCUGCUACUGAGCCAUACAUUGUUGCCCACCACUUGCUUCUUGCUCAUGCUACUGCUGUCAAUAUUUACAGGACAAAAUACCAGAGAAAACAACGUGGAACAAUUGGAGCAGCAUUUGACGUAAUGUGGUAUGAGCCCGCGACAAACACAACAGAAGACAUUGAAGCAGCUCAAAGAGCCCAAGAUUUUCAGCUUGGCUGGUUUCUCGAUCCAUUGAUGUUUGGGGACUAUCCAAGUUCAAUGAGGGAGCGAGUUGGGGAUCGUUUGCCAAAAUUUUCUGCAGCAGAAUCAUCUCUUUUGAAAGGGUCUCUAGAUUUUGUUGGCAUAAAUCAUUACACUACAUAUUAUGCAAGAAAUAACAAGACUAAUAUUAUUGGGUUUCUACUCAACGAUGCUCUUGCUGAUUCUGGCACCAUAACUCUUCCAUUUGGUCAUGACGGGAAACCUAUUGGAGAAAGGGCUAAUGCAAUAUGGUUGUACAUUGUACCUCGGGGGAUGAGAGAAUUGAUGAAUUACAUCAAGCAUAAAUAUGGAAAUCCCAUUGUUUUCAUUACUGAAAAUGGAAUGGAUGAUGGGAAUAGUAUCUUCAAAUCCUUAGAAGACGCGCUUAAAGAUGAGAAAAGAAUUCGAUACUUCAAUGGCUAUCUUGAAAAUCUAGCUGCAGCUAUCAAAUUGGAAUUAGACCUGGGCAUGGACCAGGCUUGUUCACGGGCUCGAGGAAAUGGCGGGUCGGGCUUAAAAUUUUCAGAUUUUGUCCACGGCCCGGCCCAGGCCUAGGGGCCCGCGGGACGGGCUCGUGCCUCCUGCGGGCCUGACCCGUGUUUUAUGUUAUUUUUUUGUAUUUUUGACAGUUUUAGGCUAAAAAAGAAAGGAAAUGAACCUUCGCCCCACAGGCCGGCCCAUGCGGACUCGUGCCUUUGCGGGCCUGAAAUAAAACUUCUUGACCGUGACAGCCCACGACCCAUGUAGCAUGGUCGGGCCGGGCCGGCCCCCGUGCUGUCCCGGCCCAUGCACACCUCUAAAUUUGGAAUUGGUUAUAUGGUUUUUCAACUGUACUUGUAAUCAUGCUAAGCAAUACUUUUUCUGUAAUUUCUUCACUAAUGCAUUUUUAGAAUGAGAAAUUAAAUGUCCCGUCAAAACAAAAAAAAAAAAGAGAUAUGAAGUGAUCAAAUCAAUUC
Beta vulgaris subsp. vulgaris (sugar beet) is the source of this 2081-nucleotide messenger RNA. Its product is annotated as beta-glucosidase 6. The record is from RefSeq and is a predicted model, not a curated record. The transcript is spliced from 13 exons. The coding region runs from base 211 to 1680 and encodes 489 amino acids. NCBI's taxonomy places the organism in Eukaryota, Viridiplantae, Streptophyta, Magnoliopsida, Caryophyllales, Amaranthaceae. Gene Ontology annotation, biological process: carbohydrate metabolic process. Gene Ontology annotation, molecular function: beta-glucosidase activity.